AAGACCACGUUUGUCCAAUUUGUAGCUUGAUCAAACGUAGGAGUAAUACAAUAUAAUGUGUCCCACCAAGUCAGCAAAUGACACCAGCUCCAAACUUUUAUAUAUUUUUGAAAUGAAGAAAUUUUGAGGUGAGCUGAAUUCUCUUUUGUUCUCUCUUUUUCUGAACUUUAACUUUCAACUAUUGGCCAAAAUUCUAGAACAGCAUAUCCAUGGAGUCAAAAACAGAAGUAAUUCCUGGAAAAUCUAUAAUAGUGCCUAGUGUCCAGGAGCUGACCAAGAAGCCCAUCAUCAACAUCCCAGCUAGGUACGUUCGAGAUGAUCAGGACCCUUUGAUUGGCUCUUAUGACCCAUCACUUCCAUCGGUGCCAGUUAUUGAUGUUGAGAGAUUGGAUGUUGAAGAUUACAUGAAUUCUGAAUUGGAUAGACUCCACUCUGCUUGCAAAGACUGGGGAUUCUUCCAGGUUGUAAACCAUGGAGUUAGUACUUCAUUGCUGGAAGAAAUCCGGACACAGAAUGAGAGUUUUUUCAAGCUUCCAUAUGAAGAAAAGAAGAAGCUAUGGCAGCAGCCAAACCAUCAAGAGGGCUUUGGGCAGCUCUUUGUGGUGUCAGACGAGCAGAAGCUAGACUGGUCAGACAUGUUCUUUAUAACUACGCGACCGCAUAAUAUAAGGAGGGUUGACUUAUUUGACAAGCUUCCACCAAAGUUCAGAGAGACCUUGGAAACGUACUCUAUAGAAGUGAAGAAGCUGGCCAUGACAAUCUUAGGUUAUAUGGCUAAAGCUUUGAAGAUGGAGGCUGAGGAAAUGAGAGAGUUAUUUAAUGAUGGAGUUCAGACAAUGAGAAUGAAUUACUAUCCUCCAUGCCCUGAACCAGAUAAGGCCAUUGGGUUGACUCCUCAUUCCGAUGCUGAUGCUCUAACAGUUGUUUUUCAGCUCAAUGAAACUGAAGGCCUCCAGAUCCGGAAGGAAGGAAAUUGGGUUCCUGUUAAACCUCUUCCAAAUGCUUUUGUAGUCAAUAUUGGUGAUAGCAUGGAGAUUGUGAGCAAUGGCAUAUAUCGAAGCAUUGAGCAUAGAGCAACAGUAAAUUCUACAAAUGAGAGGCUCUCAAUUGCUACAUUUCACAGUUCCAAUCUAGACUCGGAACUGGGUCCUGCUCCUAGCCUUAUUGGCCCUGACAACCCAGCAAAUUUUCGAAGAGUUUCUAUGGAGAAGUACUUCAAGGACCUUUUUGCUCGAAAACUAGAUGGCAAGUCAUAUCUUCACUUCAUGAGAACAGAAAAUGGGGAGGGCAACACCUGCUGAAUGUAUCGCCAAAUUAUGCAGUAGUUGAGUAGCAAAAUGGUGAAACUAAAAUAAAAUGCAGAAAUUUCUGUAAUAUAUUCGUUAACUACGAUCCUAUUUGAAAGACUAGCAAAUAAGGGGCAUUAGAGUUACAA
Messenger RNA from Quercus lobata, 1435 nucleotides. RefSeq names its product protein SRG1-like. The coding region runs from base 210 to 1301 and encodes 363 amino acids. NCBI's taxonomy places the organism in Eukaryota, Viridiplantae, Streptophyta, Magnoliopsida, Fagales, Fagaceae. The record is from RefSeq and is a predicted model, not a curated record. The transcript is spliced from 4 exons.